GGUCCCCCCCCUCCCUCUUCCUUUCCGUCUGUCUGCUGUACGUGUAUGUGCACACUUACGUGUCAGUCUCUCUCACACACAUACACAUGCUCAUGGAGGUCCAUGGGUCUUGCGUGCUUGUUCCCUCCCUGCGCACCUCAUGGGUAAAGUAACUUGUUAGCGAAAGGUAGGUUGUUAGCAGACGGCCUAUACGUUUCUUAUACGUUGUCGCUUCUUAGUGUUGUCUCUCUCGCUUAUUCCUCACACGCUCAUUGAGCGCAUUUCCCCCUUCCCACCCAUUCAGCCAGUGUUGCUCCUUGUACGACGCCUCGCCCGUCACCACCGAGCCAUCGCGCCUUAGUCUAUCAACCUCUUGCUCUCUCGCCUGUUGCGCCUUCUCAUUAGUUCAUCUCGUGUGUUGGCUUGUUCUCGACCGAUCUCGCUUGUCCUGGAACAGCUCAAGGUCAUCCUCAUUGCUUGGCUACCUCAUCAAGCUCAUGUCCUUGAGCCUGGUUUUUGCGCCGCCCGCCCAUCAUGUCUCGCUUCUCGCCUCGACCGCUGCAAUGCAACUGCAUAGCUUAGCUUACCCUGUUCCUCUCACCUGUCUUAUCUUCACCUUUGAGGCGUACGGGGACACUUAUGCUGGCUCAAACAGGUGCCGCCCCGACCUCUGUUCGGACGGUUGCCGUCUUUUCUUGCGAAACAAGGAUUCGUGUGUGGGCCAGCUUCACUCACUCCAUCGUUGGCAUUGGCCUUUCCACUCAGACCUUCACACCCCUGGGCUCUCAAACACCCUCAAGCUCUGCUCUGCUCAUCGCCGAACAUCCUUUCGCUUAUGGUCGACUCAUAUUUCCGUGAUUUCAUGUGCAAACCUAGUACGCUACCGUCAUCAUCAUCAUCCUCCUCCUCACCAUCCGGCUCGGAUGAGAUAAGCGAAUAGUCCCCGUAAACCUCACUUGCCGGCUCACCCUUCGAAUCCGCCUCGCUAGACACCCCGUUUCUAUUGGAGUGAUCUCGUGGUGUUGCCCUUGUUGGCAUGAAAAUGUCCAAAGUCCCCGGCCGGACCACUCCGUGUGUCCAGAUUACGCCGCAACACGACCUUGCAAACCCCCACACCUUCGUCUGGGAAGCCGUAGAGGACUCGCUAUAUCUAGCUCCUUCGCCCAACCCCUACCACAUGGCUCCUGGUCGGUGUCACCGCACUCACACCUCGACUUCACCUUGCAUACCAUUCGCCUGCCAGAGCGUUUCGCAAACCUGCAGCAUCCCGCCCGUCACGCAUCGACCUUCCAUAGGGCAGAACCUGUAUCACAAUACAGUGUCAACGACGUCCAUGUGUGCGCCGCCUCCUCCGGCAAAGCCCAUACAGACCGUUAUAAGCCGUUUGGUACCCCAGGCCACCGUCCAACAAGUUCAGGUGAUGCCAUCGGUCCAUUGUCAACGCGUCUAUGGAGUCAAAGUCUCCACCGGAGCGAGCUUGGUUCUCGUCGUUCCUCCGCCGCCCAUGGUCAAGCUGCUGCGAUCCGAACGAGCCUCCGUCAUCUCGGAGGCUGCCGUAUUGAGAUGGCUUGCUGGCAAAACUGUCGAGACGCCUCUUAUCCGUGAGAAAGUUACGGAAACAGAAGACUCGCCUUGGUCAACCUCUCCUAUAGCCACUUACGAGAGUGGAACCACGAAUUGUUCUGAUGUCGCGGUACAAGAACUGCGGGCUCUGGUUCCAACCCUCAUAUCCCAUACGGCCGCCACGAACGAGCUGGGCCUCGAAUAUAAUCUCGUCAAGCCAACGCUAGGUAUCCCCAUCUCCGAACUCAGUCCACCACUCUCAUCGGCCGAACGAAGAACAAUUGAUUUUCAAACUGGUCAAUUAUACCGGCAGCUUUGCGAGCAAGUGUCACCCACUGGGCGAUUCGGACCUGCAUUUGCUGUUCUACCUCCAUGUGCGCCAUCACCAGCUACAGACUCCGCGAAGUCCACGAGGCGAGAUGUCGCCGCGAGAUUGAUGGAAUCAAGAGGCGUCCACUCCUGGACUGUGGCCUUCCAUUCAAUGUUAGAGGCCGUGCUUCGUGACGGGGAGGAUAUGCAAGUAAUGUUGGGUUACAGUGCCAUCCGACGGCAGUUCAAGCGUUUCGAGCAUGUGCUGGAUGGAAUCAAAACACCACGGCUGGUGGCUGUUGACGUCGGCAAAGAUGUCAACACCCUUGUGUUAAGAAAACGAGGCUCCGGAGACGACGCAUCUCUGGCCGAGUACAGACCGCAGGGAAGGCUAAAACACACAGACCGCCGCGGUAGUGAAGCAAGUAGCGAGGUUGGCGAUGAGUAUGAUACCGGCUCGGAUUCCGGAGACGACAGCGCGUCACUGGCUCACCAACACGACGAUGGCAUCGUCAUGGCUGGCAUGAAGGAUUGGAGCAACUUCGUCUUUGGAGAUCCACUAUUUGCUCUCAAUAUCGGUCGUGAGCCCAGUGGUGAAUUUCUUGCGGGAUUCAACGGGUCCUUAAACACUCGACACACCACCAUGCCAAUGUUUUCCUCGGAUCUGAUUGAGGACAAGGAGAGAGCUCAUGUCCGACUGCUGCUGUACGACUGCUACCAUACAAUCACGCACAUUGCGAGAACAUACUUCCGCCCGCAAAAAGACAUCAGCGGACGCGAGCUGGAGGCACGAAAGAGGUUGAACACUAUACUGGCGCAGCUUGAUGCUCUUGAUGACGCCGGCACAAGGAGGGGAAGAAGACCAAGCGGCGAAUCAAGCCCGGCCAAGAAACGGUCGAAGAGCGGGGAAUCGUCCGACUAG
Molecule: messenger RNA, 2773 nt
Organism: Colletotrichum scovillei
Lineage: Eukaryota; Fungi; Ascomycota; Sordariomycetes; Glomerellales; Glomerellaceae
Exons: 1
Coding region: 1016-2773 (585 amino acids)
Source: RefSeq, a predicted model, not a curated record